Messenger RNA from Pelobates fuscus (common spadefoot toad), 2464 nucleotides. RefSeq names its product TCDD inducible poly(ADP-ribose) polymerase (gene TIPARP). Gene Ontology annotation, cellular component: nucleus. Bases 195 to 2210 code for a protein of 671 amino acids. The transcript has 6 exons. Gene Ontology annotation, molecular function: zinc ion binding; NAD+-protein mono-ADP-ribosyltransferase activity; NAD+ poly-ADP-ribosyltransferase activity. The record is from RefSeq and is a predicted model, not a curated record. Lineage: Eukaryota; Metazoa; Chordata; Amphibia; Anura; Pelobatidae.
UCAGUGCUGGAGCUGCUGAAAGCAGGAAUGGGUCGCUUGUCACGUACAGAGCAGCAGGCGAGAGCAGGCUAGGAAAUCCUGCACCCCCACCUUCCCAGAAGCUCAUCCACCUCUCAUUACUGGAGGCUGUUGCUAGUCCAGGACCUGCACCCAGCUCCACUCUGUCUGCCAGGCAGGUUUGAUUGGCUAUUUUUAUGGUCCCUGACAUGGUGGAAGAGUCUUCAGAGAUGGUUAUGGAUACAGAAUCUGAAGACCCGAGUUCCAAUGCGACGCAUGCAACAACCAUUUCGGACCGGCACUUUUUGCGACACUCCGACAAAAUUCCGCCAGUAAAGCCAUGUUUCAAAAAAAAGCAGACUUCUAAACUACUAGACGCAGACACGCUUCAUGCAUUGCGGCCAAUAUUUAGUAGUUUUUUAGGAUCAGGGACUCUUAAUGAAAUAUUUGUGCCUGGGAAUGCUAAUAAUUUAUGUGACCCUCAUGUGAAGAAGGCAUUGGAGGUUGAACAACAAGAUCCUCAGGAUGACUCUCUAAUUUCUGCAAAUCAGAGUCUUGAUCCAGCAAUGGAUCAUACACCCUCUGUUUCUUCUACACAGAAAGACAUUACAGAAGAACCUCCAAGCGUAAUUGAAACCGAACCAGCCUUCCCCACUGAAAGCUCUAGUGUAAUUGCUGCUAACACUGCCAACGAGGCUUUCGAAGAUUCUCUCUUGCAGGCAAACCCAAGUGAUUCUGCCAGGCCUGACUGCUUGGAUAAGACCGCUGGAACCUGCUCCGAAGGGUUAUUUCAGAAUAUCGCCUGUCUGGACCAAUACAACUUGAACCAAGCUAAUUCAAACACUGGAAUAUUUCAGGACAAAACGGACGAGGCUUCUCUUCUUUUAGUAUUUGAGCUUUUAAACCAACUGCAGUACCAUGUCCAUCUGAAAGAUGGGAUAGAAAUUUGUGUGGAUUUCCUACAGGGAUUAUGUUUUUAUGGUAAAGAUUGCCCAAAUCAUCACACAGUAUUACCGUAUCACUGGCAGGUUCGGAAGAGCGACACCGGCGUCUGGCAGAGUUUGAACGAUGAUUCACAAGAGCAUGUAGAAAGGCUAUACUGCAGUCCUGACAGUGACCGAAUUAAAAUGAGAUAUCAGGGACAUGAAUUUAUAGUAGACUUGAACUGUAUGAGCAUUUAUGAAUCUCUUGUAUUUGACCAAAUCAGACGACUGUCAACACCAUGUACCUCUACUGAAAUCAAUAAUUACCAUACUGUGUGGAAAUACUUCUGUCGAGACCACUUUGGAUGGAGAGAGUAUUCUGAGCCCGUUGUGAAACUUAUAGAAGAGGCAAAUGUUAGAGGACUAAAGGAAGUGCGUUUUGUCACGUGGCACAAUCAGUACAUACUGAACAUUAAAGAUGGCUUCCAACAGAAUGCGUGUUUCAGGAAGGAAAUAAAACGGAGGCCGCUCUUUCGAUCUCCUGUACUGCUUUUGCCGCAUUUACAGACACUUGGUGGAGUAGCACCAUUAAACACCCAAAUGAAUGACUCUGCUUCUACCCAAGUCCUAUCUCCUGUUGCCAUCACAUUUCCAAACUUCUAUCCAGAAACCUGGAUCCCUAUGGAUUCUGCUCAAGAGUUCACUCAAGUGCCUAUGUCCAAGGAAGACAAGAGCUACAGAACAGUUUACGCCCUUUUCCACAAAAGUGUUCCCGAGACCAAAUUUCAAAUUGUAAAAAUACUGCGUGUUCAGAAUCUCUUUCUAUGGGAAAAAUACAAAAGGAAGAAAGAAUUCAUGACAAGGAAAAUGACAGGACUAGACAAGAUAAUGAAUGAAAGACAUUUAUUCCACGGGACCUCCCAGGAUGUUGUUGAUGGGAUCUGCAAACACAACUUUGACCCCAGAGUGUGUGGCAAACAUGCCACCAUGUUUGGACAGGGCAGUUACUUUGCUAGAAAGGCAAGUUAUUCCCACAGUUUUUCAAAGCGAUCCCCUAAAGGAGUUCACUACAUGUUCCUGGCUAAAGUAUUAACCGGAAGAUAUGUAGUAGGAAAUCAUACAAUGAGGAGGCCUCCCCCUCUGAAUCCAGCAAGCAUAACCAGUGACCUCUAUGACUCUUGUGUAGAUAACUUUUUUGAUCCUCAAAUUUUUGUUAUAUUUAAUGACGACCAGAGCUAUCCUUAUUUUAUCAUACAGUAUGAAGAACUUAGUACCACUGUUUCAAUUUAAAAAAAAUAUUCUGCUGCUUACAAGUUUCCUAGGAACUGUUUGUUUGUUUGUUUUUUUUAAUUGUGAAUGGGAAAACGGUGAGAUGAGAAAAAAAAGGAAUUGCAUUUAAAAACCAAGAAAAACAAAACUGUGAACAUUAAAAAGAAAAAAACAAAAAAACUUGUUGCUAUAUUAUGUGCAUAUUGUAAAUAACUUUCAUUGUUAAUAAAUUGUGUGACCUUGUUAAUAAAACAAUGUUUUAUUUAAGCAUUUUA